Molecule: messenger RNA, 2397 nt
Organism: Cynara cardunculus var. scolymus (artichoke)
Lineage: Eukaryota; Viridiplantae; Streptophyta; Magnoliopsida; Asterales; Asteraceae
Product: pentatricopeptide repeat-containing protein At4g19191, mitochondrial
Exons: 3
Coding region: 329-2359 (676 amino acids)
Biological process (GO): RNA modification
Molecular function (GO): protein binding; RNA binding
Source: RefSeq, a predicted model, not a curated record
UCAACCUCCCUCACGGCUCACUCCCUCGCUCCCGCCUCUCGCUCUCGCCUCACAGAACUCCCAACAGAAAUCGAUUUAGUUCACGAUUCACGAAUCGAAAUCGCAAUCGCAAUCGGCAGUUGACACAAUCGGCUCUCGCUCUCUGCCUCUCUCGACCAUUGACUGCCGUCUGCGGCUGCCUCUCUCGACUAUCGCCUGCUCACUGUCGUCGCCCGUCUGCCUCUCUCUUGGAGAUAAAACCAAUUAUGAAGGAUGCAUAAGUCAUGGACCAUGGGGUGGAUUUCAUGGACGUGUUAGCACACACCUUGAUGCUAUUGGGAUAUAUGUGAUGCCUGAAUCACUUGCACUUGGUCGAAACUCUACAACUAAAAACAAUUCCAUGCAUGAGAACACUUUGAUAUUGAUUACUAUGAUAAAGUCGACAGUGUCUUCAAUUUCCUACCAAUUUACAAACCUCUCAAUGGUUAGACAAUGGAACUACGCCAUUAGAGAAGCUGUAAACCAAGAUCAAUGUCAAAAAGCUCUCUUUCUUUUCUCCCAAAUGAUGCAAAAGAGCUUACAACCCAACCAUUUAACCUUCCCAAUCAUUGCAAAAGCAUCUGGAAAACUCAAUAACGUACGCUACUCUAAAAUCAUUCAUGCCCAAAUUGUGAAAUCGUCAUUUUCAGAUGAUAUAUAUGUACAAACAGCAAUGAUGGACAUGUAUAUCAAAUGUGAUUGUAUGAACAUUGCAUAUGAAGUGUUUAGUAGAAUGUCUCAAAGGGACAUUGCAUCUUGGAACUCGUUGCUAUUUGGGUUUGCUCAACUGGGUGUUGUUGAUGAAGUUUUGUCACUUUUUAAGCAAAUGAGAGUUGAAAGAAUUCGACCUGAUUCAAUCACACUGAUUGGGUUAUCACAGUCGAGUACUAGUAGAGAAGGUGUACCGAUUCUGAAGGCUAUCCAUUCUUUUGGGAUUCGUAUUGGGGUUGCGAUAGAUGUUUCGGUUUCUAGUACGUGGAUUUCUUCCUAUGCCAAGGUUAGAGACUUAGUUUCAGCAGAGAAGGUGUUUCAUGGGAUUGAGCCAUGUUUUGUGACGGUUGUUUCAUGGAAUUCUAUGAUAGCAGGAUAUGCUUAUUUUGAGAAAUCUUUUAAGGCUGUUAGUUUCUACAAAAAGAUGCUUUAUGAUGAGUUUAAGCCGGACAUUAGUACAAAUCUUAACUUGCUUUCUUCAAUUUGCCGGCCUGAAGACAUUUUUUAUGGUAAGUUGAUCCAUUGUCAUGGAAUUAAGAUGGGUUGUGAUUUGGACACAUGUGUACUUAAUACCUUAAUUUCUAUGUAUUCCAAGUGUGACGAUCUUGGUUCUGCAAGACAUGUAUUUGACAACAUGGUGUAUAAAACUUGUGUUUCAUGGACUGCGAUGAUCAGUGGGUAUGCUGAGAAAGGUGAUCUAGAUGGGGCUUUGGCCUUGUUUCAUUCGAUGGAUGCCACCGGUGUGAAACCUGAUUUAGUUACUGUGCUUAGUCUCAUUGCUGGUUGUGGAGAAACAGGAGCACUUGAUAUUGGAAGAUGGGUUGAGGACUAUGCUAGGUUAAAUGGAUUGAGAAGUAAUAUGAUGGUCUUGAAUGCUUUGAUAGACAUGUAUGCAAAAUGUGGAAGCAUUGAAGAAGCUUGUGAGAUCUUUUAUAUGAUGAGUGAAAGAACCGUUGUUUCGUGGACUUCGAUGAUUGCCGGGUGUGCUCUAAAUGGAGAAUUUGGAGAAGCUUUGACACAUUUUUUCCAUAUGUUGGAACUGGGAGUUAAACCAAACCACAUAACAUUUCUCAUUGUUCUUCAAGCUUGCAAUCAUGGAGGUUUUAUUGAAAAGGGAUGGGAGAUCUAUGAUCUUAUGAGGAAAGUGCACAAACUUGAUCCAGAACUAGAGCACUAUUCUUCUAUGGCAGAUCUUUUUGGUCGUGGAGGAAAACUAAAUGAAGCUGUGGAUUUUAUUCAAAACAUGCCCAUGAAACCUGAUGUCGGCAUAUGGUCCUCAUUGCUUAGUGCAUGCAAAAUUCAUCGCAAUGUAGCGAUUGGUGAACUUGCAGCUUGUCGUCUUUUUGAAAUGGAACCACGAGCUGCAGCUCCCUAUGUAGAAAUGGCAAACAUUUAUGCAUCGACAUCAUGUUGGGAUGGAGUUACCGCUGUUAGAAGACUGAUGAAACAAAAUCAAGUAACAAAGCAUCCUGGACAAAGCACUAUUCGAGUAAAUGGGAAGACUCAUAAGUUUACAGUUGAAGAUCGGUGUCAUCACAAAGGGCCAAUUAUAUAUGAAGUUUUAGAUGGUUUAGCUUUAGAGUCGAAAUAUGAAUUAGAUGUAUCAAAUUUACAAGAUGUUCUACCAUAAACAUACAAAUGAUUUUGGAUUCAUAUGGAAACUAUCUC